Paramuricea clavata is the source of this 1713-nucleotide messenger RNA. NCBI's taxonomy places the organism in Eukaryota, Metazoa, Cnidaria, Anthozoa, Malacalcyonacea, Plexauridae. The record is from the annotation of a GenBank genome assembly.
AUGGAUGGCACUAAAUAUACCGAUUUCUUAAUCUUUGAUGGAGAAUCAUAUCGUUGGUUGGGGAGCUAUACUGAGUUAAAGAAUUAUAUUGCCGAAGACUUAAAAAUGGCAGGAAUAUGGAAGUCACCGGGAGGAGGUGCUAAGCGUUUCAUAGCUGGCCAAGAUUCUGAAUUUGUUCUUAAAUGGCAAAAGUCAAAAAAGUUGGUAAUCGAAAAGGACAACACAGAUGAGUAUUUAUCAAAAUAUCUUAAAGCUAACGCAUGUGUCACGUCGGUCGUAGCUAUGAACGGCUGCGAGAAUGAGUUUUUGUCGACCAGCAGCAAUGGCGAAGGCGUCCAUGCGGCUAAUUUUACCUUGCCCACUGAAACUAAUAUAAAUGAUGACCCAUCCUUAGUGCACUUAACGAAAGCAGUAGAAGCUGGAUUUAGUCUAGCAGACACGAAAAUUAGAAAUAUUGAAGAGAAACUCAAUGUUAAAAUAAGUGAUGUUCUUGACGAUCUGAACGAACUAAAGGCCCGGUCUGAGCCUGUCUCCGAGCGAUUAGUCAAUGCAUUGCUUGAAGAGAAUACUAAACUUAAGAAAGAUAACGAUGUGCUAUCUGGGAGACUCAAUAAUUCGUUGCUUGUUGUAUCGGAUCUUAACACCCGUAUUAAGGACAUUGAAAACGAGAAAUGUAGUUUGAUUACAGCUAUUAGACUUAUUCAAUGCGCAGACAAAAGUCAUGUUGACUCAACGGUAACGGCAGCGGAGCAGUUGAAGUCUGAUGACACUAACGUAUUUAAUCAACAUGAUUUAUCUCAUAAUUUAAGUAUGAAUGAUGUCGAAGAGUCGAUUCGGGUAGUUGAUAAAAACCCAGAUUAUUUUCUGUCAAGUAAUAAAAUCCCGGAGUCACAAAGUUUGAAGCGCAAGUAUAAGUCGAAAAACAAGAGAAAAGGUCUAAACCUUGAUAAGAAUUUGUCCGAAAAUGCAAAUUCCACAACUAGAUCGGAAGUCUUACAACAAAUUCCAGCAAACAAUAAUUCCACAGCAGAACCAGUCAUGCAACAAAUACCAUCAAAUGACAAUACAAUGACAGAACCAGUCAUGCAACAAAUUCCAUCAAAUGUCAAUUCAAUAACAGACCCCGUUGUUCAACAAAUUCCAUCAAAUACCAGUGGCACCAAUAACUUGCAUACUGUGCCAGAAACGCAUAACAAACAUGCAAAUUAUUCUGUGAAAAAUGUCACUGUUGUUGCAGGAGAUUCAAUUGUCCAGAACCUGCAGGGCUGGCGUCUUUCUAACACUGACAACCAUGUUGUUGUCAAGAGCUUCUCUGGGGCAAAUAUAACAGACAUGGAAGACUAUUUGAAGCCCAUCCUUCGUAAGGAGCCGAAUAAAGUCAUUCUACACGUAGGAACUAACGAUUUAAAACAUCUAUCUGCUAAGAGAGUGGCUGAAAGGAUUGCAAAUCUCGCAACCCAAAUCGAAGAAGAUUCCCCAGCAACCAGCAUUGUGAUCUCUAGUAUAUUACCACGAUCAGAUAAAUCUGAACUAUCGGCAAAAGCAACAGAAGCUAACAAGCUUAUUAAAGCAAUAUGCUCUAAAAAUCAAUGGGCAUUUAUUGAUCAUAAAUCGGUUAAUUUGUCUUGUCUAAACACAAGGGAAUUGCACCUUAAUCGUAAAGGAACUUCUAUUGUAGCAAAGAACAUUUCUAAGUACAUUAAUUCCUGUUAG